GGCCCAGCGGCGACUGUAAAUUUAUUAUGUAUUUUGGUUCAAAACGUUAAAAUCUGGGAGUGAUAUCAUCAAGUGUUGACUAGGAGACCUCCAUCAUGCCAGUGGCAGUGCCCAGGAGAUCCUCCUCUAAUGUUCAACACAAGACAAACCAUUUUGGGAUUGAGGUGGUCAAAGGGUUGACUUGGAAAGGAUGGGAGCCAGGUGGUGAAUACACCAAGCAUGUAAUCUUAAAGAAUGUACAGGUCAAGACACAGAAACUGAAAUUCAGCUCGCCAAACACAAGAUUCUUUUCCACCCUCUACCCCGAGCCUAUAGUGCUGAGUGCAGGGACCAGUUACAGUCUACCUGUUACAUUCAGACCCCUGGAGAAGAACAUCUAUGUGGAUAAGAUUGAAUUCCAAGCACAGGAUGGAGUAUUUCAGGUCCCCAUGCAAGCUGUGCUUCCGAAGCAUGAACUCUCUCUACCUAACCAUCUUAACUUUGGCAUGUGUGCCACUAAGGACUUCACCAAACUUACAUUUGAGCUUUCAAACACAAGUGAACUAGUCACAAAUUAUGCUUGGUCUGUGAGCUUACCUUUUGUGUUGGAGCCAUCAACGGGAACACUGGAACCCAAAUCAAAAUGUACCAUCACAACAACAUUCAAACCCACCUCUGCCGUUGUGUACGAGACAGUUGCUGAAGUGCAUUAUGGGUCAGAUUCCCUGUCUUGUAAGAAGACCCUCAAGUUAGAAGGAAUAGGCAAGCUACCUCAUUUGUUGGUGGCCCAGGCUGGCCGUCAUCCACGAGCCAUGGAGAACCUGAAUAUUGAGAGUGUAGUGUCAUUCGGUGAUGUAUCUAUUGGAUCUACAGCAGAGAAAUGGAUUGAGUUACAUAAUCUUGCUCCGGUUAAUUCUCCUUUCACUGUUGACCAUCCCACUGCUACAACAAGAAUUGACACUGUGUUUUCAUGUCAGCAAAAAUCUGGAACAGUCCCUCCAGAGAGCAUCAGCAGGAUACCUGUGAGCUUCACUCCAAACACAGUUAAUGAGGAAAGUGUGGAUUAUCUUCAUAUCCAAGCCAUUGGCAAAGUCAGCAAAACCAUUGUCAAACUUCAUGGUAGAUGCAAAGGGCCUGUGGUAACACUUGGUUCACAAGUGCUGAAUUUUGGUCUUCUAAAUCUUGGUGACUCCGCAACAAGGACUCUAGAUAUCAUCAACCAGUCUGAUGUAGCAGCUUAUUAUCAGUUUAUGAUAGAUGGUGAGCAGAGUGUGUUUGAGUUGAGUGUCCAGUGUGGUAAGGUAGAACCACAUACCACUCAAACCCUGAUUAUCACAUUCACGCCUUCCCAUCCAAUCAACCAUUACAGGAGAGUUACAUGCCUUGUACAGAAUCAGGAUCCAUUGUUUGUAGAUAUGAUUGGUACCUGUCAUACAGAACUGUGUAAACCAGCUGUUCUUCAACCCAUCCAUCUUACCAGAUAUCGUCAGCAUGUGGCUGGUGGAUUCUCAGUCUUCCCUCCUGAGCAUUUGAAUGAGAUGGUGAAGGAUGGGAAGCUUGCAUUGGAUUCUAAUCGUUGCCUGACCCACCCUUCGGCUGAAGCUGUGGAUGAUCUUGUACAGAAACCUACACCCCUCCCUCCCAUGAAAGAGUAUUUUGAUGACGGCAGACAUGGGGAAUAUACACAACCUGUACAUGUGACCAUCGAUACCACCCAUGUUGACUUUGGGAACGUGCAAGACCUUCGCCGCCCUCUUCAGAAGACCCUCAAUGUCACAAACCACACCAAGGGAAAGAUAACAGUCACCUGGAUGGGAGAUGAAAACCACAUCUAUUCUAUCUCACCGGUGUCAUCCGACAUUCCACCCCUCAAGAUGACAUCCUUCAGAGUGACAUUCAAACCGAAUGCUCCAAAUCAGUUCUUUGGUGCAGAACUAGAAGGUUAUGCAUUUUAUAAGAGCAUGAGAGACUAUAGGCUUGUUCAGGAUGAGACAUUCUGUCCACCAUGGUGUCUGACCGUCGCUGCGGUUGGUCAGACAUUCCAACCAAACAACGAGACCUUCCUGCCACGCUACACACUGGACACCAAGAAACUGGUUUUCCCUGCUGUUGACAUUGGAGAUUCCAUCUACAAGACCUUGUUACUUAGCAAUGCAGGAACCACACCCAUCCAUUUUACCAUUCCAGAUGACCCAUCAGGAACAUUCAAAGUCAAGCCAUCGUCAGGCUUACUGAGGGACAAACACCAGCUCUUUGUCUUCAAGGUCAUACCAAAGGUCAAGGACAAGACCCUUAGACAUCAAUUCCGCUGCAGGCUCAAUGAUUCAGACAAGCACAUCCAGGAAAUAGACUGUCUUGGGUCAUCAGAACAACCAAGGGUAUUGCUUGAUACUGAGGGUGUUUUGUACUUCAAGAGUACUUGCAUUGGUACAUCAUCACGGAGGAGUUACAAGGUCAAGAAUACAUCUCGGAUUGCUCUCAAGUAUCAAUGGAAGGUACCCCACGCCCAGAAGGAUCGCCUCUCCGUUUAUCCAAUCACCGGUAUCAUUCUGCCCAAUGAAACACAGUCCCAUGUAUGGACUUUCACGCCCAGUGAAGAAAUCAAGUACGUGAUCAAGCCAUCUAUGUAUGUUGAAGACAUCAAUCACAUUGGGGAUCUGACAAGACGGAAAGCAUUCUUGCUUAGAGUUCUUGGAGAAGGAUCUAUUGGCCGAAUCAAGUGUGAAGAUCCUGUGGUGGACCUGUCAGAUGUGGUAGUCAACACAGCUGUUACCAGAGACAUUGUCCUCCAUAACAACAGCAACUGCAGCCUCCAUUAUGAGCUUAGCGUGGAACAAACUAUGCAGGGUAGCUAUGCAGAAGAGGCACAGGAAACAGAUGAUCUUGCACUCACGCUUGACAGAACAAGGGACAUCCUUCCUGCGCGAUCAAGGCGUGUCAUCAGGGCAACCAUCCGCCCCGAGAGACGCCUUGGCUACACCUUCUUCGUCGGUUACCGUCUCCUCACACCAUCCAUCCCAGACCUGGAGAGAACACAGAAGAAGGAUGAAGAAAAUGAGGGGAAGGAAGAGGAGAAGAAGGAUGGAGAGAAGAAAGAAGAAGAGGCAAAGAGUGUUUCUGAGAGCGAGGAGGGUCCGUUGGUUCCUGUCAGUGACACAGUGCAUCAGCUUUGUGAGAUGACAGCAGUAGGUGUGUACCCCACCCUCCAGAUCACUGAUGCCCGCUGCUAUGGCAGUGCUGCUGGGAUAAGCAAGGCGAGGCUCUGGAGUCUUUUGUCGCUAGACAACCUGAACUCUUGUCUAGACUCGGACCCCUCUCCUGUAGAGCUCAUCUUCUCUCGUGUUACAAAGCAUAACAUGCGUCGUAAGGCAGUGGUGUUAACACAGGCACUGCUGGAUUUUAACUUCAGUGCUUCACCGGUAGGAGCAGAGCCUUGCAUUGUUCAUCUCAUGUUGGAAAACACAGGCACAGUCAAUGCAGACUGGGCUUACCUGUUUCCAACUGAUCUCCAACUGGAGAUGGAAUACUGGGCAGAGACUGGAGAAUUUGAUAAUGAUGAACUUCAUGAGAUGAGGAUUAUGGAUAACAAGUUGUUUACUGUAGAGCCAAGCAGUGGAUCCUUGAUGCCUGGUCAAUGCCAGACCGUCACUCUGACCUACUGCCAUGAGUUUGCAGGAACGGAUAGACUUCCUGUUCUAUUCAAGAUCAUGAGAGGCAGAGAAGUUUUGUUAAACUUCACUGGUGUGACAGUGAGCCAGGACAGGCGCUACGUCCACUUCCCCAGCAACAAGCACAUGUUCUCCCCCGUGCCAAUAGGGGGCGUCAUCAACCCUAAGCAGGUCUAUGAGCUGUAUAAUGGCGGUGGUAUGGAGGUCAUGUAUCAGUUGGACCUCACUGCUCUGGAGCAAAUCCAAGAGGAAAACUUCAAUCACAGGAUCUUUGAUUGCCUUAAUCCAAAGGGUGUAAUCCCAGCUGGUAGAACAGCCAAAGUGGAAUGGAUCUUCUCCCCAUUGGAAGCUAAGACUUAUAUGGUUGAUGUUCCUAUCCACAUCAUCGGCGGUGACACUGCCCUUAUCACCUUCACUGGUGUAGGCUAUGACAAGCGCAACCUGGGUACCACCAUGCCCAUGACCGAUGGUACAGAACUCACCGGCGUUCCUUCCGUCCAGAGCAUCCCUCUCAACGAACAGCUCCUGUAUGCCAGCGAGGAGAGAGUGGCCUUUGGGAAUCUUCCACUGUUUAGUGAGCAGCGCAAGGUGGUGUACCUGACCAACCGAUCACCAAGCCAUACUGUGUCCUUUGAGUGGUAUGUCACAUCAGAGGAUGAUUCCCAGGUGUUGGACAUUCAGCCACCCCAAGGAACCCUUCACCCAGGAGAGGGAUGUAUGUGUAAGGUAGUCUUCACAGCUAUAGGAGAACCUUCAUUCUAUGACCUGGAUGUCAUCUGUGAGGUUGCUGAUGAGACAAUCAUGGCUGAAUACAGGAAGGAGCUUCAAGACUGGGAGGCAGAGAAGGAGAGACAGAAAUAUGAGUUCACCAUCACUGAGUUUAGAGACGACACUAAGACGGAUGGAAGCAGUGCAGGCCCCGAAGGCAGGAGUCGUUUCAAGCGGGAACGCACUAAUUCACCAGUCCCUCCUGAGGAAUUCAAGCGCUACCAGACCUUGCCACCAAUCAAAAAUGUUUUGAAUGAGAAAGAACUUAAUGAGAAGCAUGCCCGAGAACAUUCUGCAAAAGAUGGAAGUAAGCUAUGGCCCAAACCUGAGAAACCGGACACGUUUGUCAUGCACCUCGGGGUAACAGCAAGAACUCACACCAUUGCUGAAUUCCAGAGCAACUUCCCCAAUGAGGUCCAAAAAUUCUUCAUCGACAGGGGUAUGAGUGAGCGAAUGGUGACAAGCGGUAAAGGAAAGCGAUCGCAGAGAGAUGAAUCAAUGGAACCUGAAGAUUGUGAUGAGAUGGAGGCUGGAGUUGUCGGUGAGGUCAUGAGCACCAUCGUCAGAGCAUUACUUGAUGAUCAUGAUUUCCAUGAGGCCCUGAGGGACAUCCCCAACGAACCAAUCCCUUACUUCACUCAGUUUGGAGACAGACCACAGUCUCUCUCCCGCAUGGAGGACCUCAAGAUCACCUCUCCUCCCCCAUCACAAGCUCAGCCACAUGAAGCUAUGGAGAGUCCCACUAAGACGGUCCAGAUCGAGAUGGAAAGUAGGGGAGUGCGUACGCCAGAGAGCACAGCUUAUGGGGUGCCCAGCAGAACAAUAAUGCAUGAUUCUGUUACUGAGCAACCUCCCUCUGCUCCCACUGGUGAAGAUGUAGGUCUCAUGCCUUCAAGGUCUGUACUCCAAUCAUCCCCUGGCAUCCAUACCGAGUAUGACUAUCAGAUCAGCUUGCGUGAGGAGAAGGAAAGACUGCAACAACAGAAUCUUAAGAGAUUACCAGAAUUUGCUAGCACUGUGGAAUCGACUCUAGAUAACACCCUCUUCAACAUCAUGAUGGAGGCAUUCGGAGGAGAAAUCAACUUGACUGCCAGACCCCGCCUUAUAGCCCUACCCCCUUCCACCCCUCCACGUACCCCACCCACAGCACCAGGUGCCAAACCCAAGCAAGCCUCUGUCAUGGGGACAUGCACCAGACCGGGGUCGGGGAAGACAUCUAAAGGAGAAAGACCAAGCUCGGGAGGGAAGGAGCGGUUGGUUGACACGCCCAAGGUCUCGGUAGAGAUGGUGGGAUCAACGGGGAGGAGGGGGAGCUACACCUCCCAAGUCACUGCAAAGUAAAAUUGUGGGGAAUUUUGGGUACUGAUCUAAACACAUGUUUGAAUGUCUUUCAUAGAAAAUUGUUUAUGACAGUCGUGACAUGAUUUACUUGAUCCGUCCUACAAAGCAUUCUGUGUUCAAAUUCAAUAGGAAUAUAGUCAAACACCUUGAGUUCUAUGAAAAAUAUUCUGUUAUAU
This is a messenger RNA of Lytechinus variegatus (green sea urchin), 5932 nucleotides long. It is a transcript of the gene cfap65, whose product is annotated as cilia- and flagella-associated protein 65-like. NCBI's taxonomy places the organism in Eukaryota, Metazoa, Echinodermata, Echinoidea, Temnopleuroida, Toxopneustidae. The record is from RefSeq and is a predicted model, not a curated record.